GGAUCACCCCCCAGGCAGAAGGUCGCGUCGGGAGGAAGUGUCGGCUUGUGGGCCGGCGUCUGUCGCUCGCUCGCUCCUGCUUCGAAGCUCCUUUCGGCCCCGCGCCGGGACGCCCCGCCGCCACGAUGCCGCGCAUCAUGAUCAAGGGGGGCGUGUGGAGGAACACGGAGGAUGAAAUUCUCAAAGCAGCGGUAAUGAAAUAUGGCAAGAACCAGUGGUCUCGAAUUGCCUCAUUGCUGCAUAGAAAAUCGGCAAAGCAGUGCAAGGCCAGAUGGUAUGAGUGGCUGGAUCCUAGCAUUAAAAAAACAGAAUGGUCCAGAGAAGAGGAGGAAAAACUCUUACACUUGGCCAAGUUGAUGCCAACUCAGUGGAGGACCAUUGCUCCAAUCAUUGGAAGAACAGCUGCUCAGUGCUUGGAACACUAUGAAUUUCUUCUGGAUAAAGCUGCCCAGAGAGACAAUGAAGAGGAAACAACAGAUGAUCCAAGAAAACUUAAACCUGGAGAAAUAGAUCCAAAUCCAGAAACAAAACCAGCACGGCCUGAUCCAAUUGACAUGGAUGAGGAUGAACUUGAGAUGCUUUCUGAAGCUAGAGCCCGCCUGGCUAAUACUCAGGGAAAGAAGGCCAAGAGGAAAGCAAGAGAGAAACAGUUGGAAGAAGCCAGGCGUCUUGCUGCUCUCCAAAAGAGGCGAGAACUUCGAGCAGCUGGCAUAGAAAUUCAGAAGAAAAGAAAAAAGAAGAGAGGAGUUGAUUAUAAUGCUGAGAUUCCAUUUGAAAAAAAGCCUGCUCUUGGUUUCUAUGAUACUUCUGAAGAAAACUACCAGGCUCUUGAUGCAGAUUUCAGAAAGUUAAGACAGCAGGAUCUUGAUGGGGAACUAAGAUCUGAAAAAGAAGGAAGAGAUAGAAAAAAAGAUAAGCAACAUUUGAAAAGGAAAAAAGAAUCUGAUUUACCAUCAGCUAUUCUUCAAACUAGUGGUGUUUCUGAGUUUACUAAAAAGAGAAGCAAGUUAGUACUUCCUGCCCCUCAGAUUUCAGAUGCAGAACUCCAGGAAGUUGUAAAAGUAGGUCAAGCAAGUGAAAUUGCACGUCAGACUGCUGAGGAAUCUGGCAUAACAAACUCUGCUUCCAGUACCCUUUUGUCUGAGUACAAUGUCACCAACAACAGCAUUGCUCUUAGAACACCACGAACUCCAGCUUCCCAGGACAGAAUUCUGCAGGAAGCGCAAAACCUCAUGGCCCUAACCAAUGUGGACACCCCAUUGAAAGGUGGACUUAACACCCCUUUGCAUGAAAGUGACUUCUCAGGUGUGACACCACAGCGGCAAGUUGUACAGACUCCAAACACGGUUCUUUCUACCCCAUUCAGAACUCCUUCUCAAGGUUCUGAAGGGCUUACUCCUCGCAGUGGAACAACUCCCAAACCAGUUAUUAACUCCACCCCUGGAAGAACUCCUCUUAGAGACAAGUUAAACAUUAAUCCUGAGGAUGGAAUGGCAGACUACAGUGAUCCCUCUUACGUGAAGCAGAUGGAAAGAGAGUCUCGUGAACACCUGCGUUUGGGCUUGAUGGGCCUUCCUGCUCCUAAGAAUGACUUUGAAAUUGUUCUGCCAGAAAAUGCCGAGAAGGAGCUGGAAGAGCGUGAAAUAGAUGAUACUUACAUUGAAGAUGCUGCUGACGUGGAUGCACGAAAGCAGGCCAUAAGAGAAGCUGAGCGUGUAAAGGAAAUGAAAAGAAUGCACAAAGCUGUCCAGAAAGAUCUGCCAAGACCUUCAGAAGUAAAUGAAACUAUUUUAAGACCCUUAAAUGUGGAACCACCUCUAACAGAUUUACAGAAGAGUGAAGAACUAAUCAAAAAGGAAAUGAUCACAAUGCUUCAUUAUGAUCUUCUACAUCACCCUUAUGAACCAUCUGGAAAUAAAAAAGGAAAAACAGUAGGAUUUGGUACCAAUAAUUCAGAGCACAUUGCCUAUCUGGAACAUAACCCUUAUGAAAAGUUCUCUAAAGAAGAGCUGAAAAAGGCCCAGGACAUUCUGGUACAGGAGAUGGAAGUGGUAAAGCAAGGAAUGAGCCAUGGAGAACUCUCAAGUGAAGCUUACAACCAGGUGUGGGAAGAAUGCUACAGUCAAGUGUUGUAUCUUCCUGGGCAGAGCCGCUACACUCGAGCCAAUCUAGCUAGCAAAAAGGACAGAAUUGAGUCUCUUGAGAAGAGACUUGAGAUAAAUAGGGGUCAUAUGACAACAGAAGCCAAAAGAGCUGCAAAGAUGGAAAAGAAGAUGAAAAUCUUGCUUGGGGGUUACCAGUCUCGUGCCAUGGGGCUCAUGAAACAGCUAAAUGACUUAUGGGACCAAAUUGAGCAGGCCUACUUGGAGUUACGCACUUUUGAAGAACUCAAGAAACAUGAAGAUUCUGCUAUCCCCCGGAGGCUAGAGUGUCUGAAAGAAGAUGUUCAGAGACAGCAGGACAGAGAAAAGGAGCUUCAACAUAGAUAUGCUGAUUUGCUGGUGGAAAAGGAGUCUUUGAAGUCCAAAUUCUGAAGCAUAAUUUAUACCCAGUCCCAAGAUUGCUGUUUUUCAUACUCUGGGAGGUUGAAACUGAUGCUUUUCUUCAUUGACAAAUUUGCCUCACUCACUGGUUUUUGGUUGUUUAUCUUAAAAGAUAGAGAUCUUACACAGUCUUUAUGUAUGAAACCUUUAACUCCACAGAACAUCUUAGGAUUUAAAUUAUUAAGACUAUGUUUUUUACCCCUAGAUUUGGUCUUUAAUUUUAAAAGCCUGAUUUUAAAGUGUGCCUGUGAGUAAACUUAAAUAAAAGCAAAAUAUAAAAAUUUGAGAAUGUAGCCUUUUUGUUUUGUUGUAAUUAGAUGCUUAGAAUACACACAGUUAAGGAAAUAUACUUUUUUUUUGAAUUUUUUAUUAGUGAAUCAUCGUGAGGUACAGUUACAAACUUACGAACUUUCGUGUUUGCAUUUCAGUCAUAUAGUGAUAGUUUACCCAUCCCUCCACCAGUGCCCAUUCUCCUCCACCACUGUUCCCAGUAUCCCUCCCAUCACCCCCACCCCACCCCCCACCACCCCACCCUGCCUCUGCAGGGCAAUCCCUCAGCAAAUAUACUCUUGUAUCAUAUUUAAUGAGAAACUGUGAUACUCCAAAUGAUGAUCCAGUAUCUUGAAUCUUUUAAGAUCAGAUCAGUCCAUUGUGACUUCACUGGUUUGAUUGCCUCAGCAUGAAACGGUCAUUUCUCUUAUAUAGGGAUAGGAUAUCACUUUUUAAUACCUCAGGGCUUUUGUUUUCAAUAUAAUUUCAGUGGAGGUCUUGUGUUUAGCUUAGCUAUGUAAGUUCUAAUCUAAAACUGACUCAAGAUUUAAACUCAAAAAGAUUUGAGCUGUUAAUUUUAUUUUUGCGGGGAUGGGGGUGCUUGUGUGGGGGGUUUUGUUGGAUCACACCUGGCCACUCAGGGUUAAUUCCUGGUGGACUUGGGUGCCAGGGAUGUAGUCCAGUUGCCUGUGUGCAAGGCCGGCAGCUUACCUGCUGUCCUAUCAUUACGGCUCCCUUUUGUCUUCUAGUAAACAUUUUUAUUUUUUUUUUUUGAUAAAGAUGUUUUGGAUUUGGUGUUGUUUCUGGGCUGCUUACAACUGUGUACUUGGAAUUGUUCCUGUUGGUGCUUGGGGGACUAUGCAGCGCUGAGGCUUAAACCUGCAGACCUUGUAUAUAGGAUAUAUGCUUCAGGCCUUGGAGCUAUUUCCUGGACUGUGACAAAAAGAUCCUGGGACCCCAUAUGUUCCAUGUCUACUCCUAGGAAUAAACCCUGAACACAGAGCAGGGUUUGCACUGAACAUGGCCAAAAGCCAAAACCCAAUCAAAAAAAGGCAUCUUGAAGAUUAGUUUUUAGCCUACCAAACUUCAUCCUCAAGUUCUGCAUGUAUUUUCACAGAACAGUCACACAAGUAUAGAGUUUGGAGAAUGAAUUUAAGUGGGAAGAUUAAAUGCUUAACAAUUCUAUAUGAAAUUAUUUGGGUACUGAUUAAGUUUAGAAUAGGCCAGCAGUGUGUUGAACUCAUCAAAAAAGUUUGCCAAUUACAGAAUACUAGGUACUAAAGUGAGAGUGGGAUUCACCCAUUGAUUCAUUCCAUACUUAAUAACUGCAAUACUCUGUCAAGAAUUCUGGAGAAAACAAUAAAAUAGACCUGUCUCUCGUUUUGUGGAAUUUAAAACCUAUUGAGAAUGACACAAUUAACAACUUUACGUUUACCGAGUAGUUCUUACAUGUUAGGCACAUUUGUUUAAAUGAAUAAUUGCUAAAAGUUCUUGUUCUCAUAAAGUGACACUAGGGAGAACAUAUAUAAACAUAGGGAAAAGUAUCAGAUCAUCAAGUUUAGGUUCAGUGAGUUGAGUGUGGGUGAUAGUGACUGGGUUGCCACUGAGGUUGGUUGACCAAAAAGGCUCUGAGGAGGUAGUUAAGAUGAGAUGUGAUUAAUAUCUUCGAGAAACCAUCCUGGUUAUUAGAAGCCAUACUAGAAGAUCUCAAAGGAAGCUCAACCUAGUUAGAACGAACCAGCACAUUCUUUGGUGUGCUAGGUGGGCAGAAAGGAAGACAAUGACAUUAGUGUAAAGAAUGACAUUUGGGGGCUGGAGAGUACAGUGGGAUAAGGCGUUUGCCUGGCAUGCUAUGUUCCCCAGCACUACAUAUGGUCCUUCAGUACUACUAGGGAUCAUCUUUGAGCACAGAACCAAGAGUAAGUUCUGGGCAGCUGUUUGUGGUCCCAAAACAAAGAUACUGAAUAAAGUUUAGCUGUGUAGAGUCAUAUCUUUAAGGCCAUGAUAAAGAAUUUGAGAUUGUGCUGUGAAGCUAAGAGUAUUAUAAAUAAAUGCCAUCAGAUUUGUUUUAGAAUAUAUUGUAUAUCAUUCCAGGAUGGAGAUUGGGAAAUUGGUUCAUAUAACAAACAGAUGAAGGCAGUGGUAAUGACUCAUUAGGAUAAGAUACAAACUUGAUGGGGACACAUGGGAAAACAAGAACAGUAGUAAUGUUGUAUUCUGAUUGUCCAUGUAUUUAUGUUUUCCUGGUGUUUAGUUACUUGAUUUUUUUUUCCUUCUCCAAAAGGAGUUUUAAGGUGAUACUCUGAUUUUAUCUGUAGACCUUGAGUUGAACGUUGUGUCUUCUAAUAGUUAAAUUUCCAUUGCAUGUUUUAUUGACAAAAUGUUUAGAACAAUGUUAAAUAGCAGAGGUGAUUUUGGUUUUGAUUUUUAGAAUGUGUGAGAAUAAUGCUUAGGUUGCUGCUUUGAGUUACUCUUGUAGAAAAAAUAUGCCUCUAUUUUUAGUUUAUAAAAAGUUUGAAUUAGAAAUGGCUCUGUGUUUGCUGUUUGUAUUGUGUAUUUGUCAAAUACACUUUAUAACUUUAAAAUUAUUUUUAUAAAGUUGUUCAUGAUGAUUUGUUAUAAUUAAAUAUUCAAACACCAGUCCCACUGCCU
Sorex araneus (European shrew) is the source of this 5465-nucleotide messenger RNA. It is a transcript of the gene CDC5L, whose product is annotated as cell division cycle 5 like. Gene Ontology annotation, molecular function: DNA-binding transcription factor activity, RNA polymerase II-specific; RNA polymerase II transcription regulatory region sequence-specific DNA binding. The coding region runs from base 126 to 2534 and encodes 802 amino acids. Gene Ontology annotation, biological process: regulation of transcription by RNA polymerase II; mRNA splicing, via spliceosome. NCBI's taxonomy places the organism in Eukaryota, Metazoa, Chordata, Mammalia, Eulipotyphla, Soricidae. Gene Ontology annotation, cellular component: spliceosomal complex; Prp19 complex. The transcript has 16 exons. The record is from RefSeq and is a predicted model, not a curated record.